Colletotrichum graminicola M1.001 is the source of this 1551-nucleotide messenger RNA. RefSeq lists its product as uncharacterized. The transcript has a single exon. Lineage: Eukaryota; Fungi; Ascomycota; Sordariomycetes; Glomerellales; Glomerellaceae. Bases 1 to 1551 code for a protein of 516 amino acids. The record is from RefSeq and is a predicted model, not a curated record.
AUGGAGACAACUGCCAACGUUGAGAUCUUGGUGCAUGUCACAGCACCGUGCAGGACCGUCGAUGAUGCGCGCUACCGGGCCCUGGCACAGGCAUAUCUCGACUUUAACCCAACAAGCCAGACCAAGAUCAUAAGCGGACCUUCACCCAGUAUUGCAAAAGAAGUCAUUCCAAGCUCACAGGUUGAGCUGCCGGAAUUGCCUGCUUGGUCUAAUGCACCACCACCGAUCCUUAGUAGUGAUGCAACCCGGCCUGCCACCUCUUCACCAUCGCGGCCACCGUCGCCACCUCCACCAAUAUCGUUUGGAUCAUUUGGCUCUUUUCGUUCGCAGGAGCUGUCAUUCAGAAAUGUUUUGGACAACAGGAACUCACCAGGCCUGGCUCGGCCACUUAUACCCAGAGACAUAGUACCCUCGUCCCUACCAGAGCCAGAGCCGCAACAGACCCAGAGCAGUUGGCAGGCUCCUCCGAGUACCAUUGGCGAUUCCCAACCUUUGAAUACCGUCAGUCUCCCAGAGUUCUCAUCUCCUAGCCGGUUAUUCGAGCACCUGGCUUGCCAGUUUGACAGCCAAGCCGCCGGGGUAUCUCCACAAGAUUCGGGAAUCCAGCAAGCCCGAACGCCGGCACCAGCUCCAGAGGAAGAAGAGGAUGAAGAUGAGGACGAAGGCCAAGUUGCCCUCGUAGCAUCAAGCUUUUGGCCUCCAGCCGACAACGAAGCGACCACGAGCCCUGCAUAUUCGGCAGAGAAGGUGGUCGAAAGGACACCAUUUGCUGCAUUUAAGCGGCCACUUUUACCCAGCUCGCCCUUCGAGCAGGUCAUACAAGAUACGCCAUGUCAGCCUUCAAAAAAAAGGAGACUGCCUUUAUCACCGACACGAGCCGGUUCUGAGCCUCCUCUUUCGUCAAAGCGGCACAGAAGAUCUGCGCCCAUCUCUGAGUCAAGGUCGGUCAUAACCAGAAGCUCAUCAGACGUUGGAACCGUUCUUACAGAUUUAUACCGCCCUGUACGCCCCCCAAACGAGCGGCACCUGAAUUACCUCGAUCGCCUCGAAAUCCAUCCAGCCGGACCUCCCGUCGGGACCACUGACUUGACACCUGACGACCUCCUUACGCCCAAACUUCGGGAACUAGCCCGUCAGCUGAACAUCUCAAAGCGCUACGCGCCCAUCGUGCAGGAGCGGGAACUUCGACCCUUCGAGCGAGGCCAUUGGCAGCUUGAUUGGACCAGGUGGCGGCCCACGCUACGCGAACGCGCGUGGCACUUCCUCACGGACUACAUCCUCGAGGGGUUCGCUGGCUGGGGCGUCUGGUGCAAGCGCGCCGAGGACUGGACCGGGCUGCGGGUCUACUGCUGGGGCCACAUCGCGGGUCACGUUUACCUGGCUCUGUAUCUGGCGAGCGAGAGGGCUUUGAAGAAGGACGUGGCGCGUUGGGUGGACGGCGCAGGCGAGGUUGUCGUCAUCACCCACGGGCAUGGUAAUUCCGAGUCCGGGGAGAGCAUGGACGACGGCCCGGACGACGUGACGCGAGAUGGGAGAGAAAAAGUAGCAUGA